Messenger RNA from Papilio machaon (common yellow swallowtail), 1047 nucleotides. RefSeq lists its product as uncharacterized. The transcript is spliced from 2 exons. Lineage: Eukaryota; Metazoa; Arthropoda; Insecta; Lepidoptera; Papilionidae. Bases 440 to 976 code for a protein of 178 amino acids. The record is from RefSeq and is a predicted model, not a curated record.
UGGUGGAUGGUUUGGUCACUCGUGAGUUCGUUCCAAUUAUUCCUUCUAUCUUUUCCUUUCUUUUAAUCUUAAAUUCCCUAAAACAGUUUUUUUUUUUUUUUGAGUGGGUACACACAUUUGUCGCAUAUUCUUUGUCUUACUGGCAGCGUAUUUCUUACUUUUAUACAAGCUUAAACAAUAAUAAACAAUAUUCUAUGCCUUUAAAGCUUAACUUCGCUUGCAUUUAGCAAAAAACAUUGCUCCCGCAUAACGGGAUAUUGUUUGUCGCACUCCAAUCACUGUCGCUAAUUAGUCUGGCUCGCUGCGCCGCUGCGCAUGCACACCUGUAUUUAUUAUUCGUACGAAAGUAGGUCAAGUUUACGUCAUAGUGACCUAUUUAUUUAGUUUCCCUUUAUAAUAUUUUUCAUAGUUAAUCGCUAACUAUUUAUCGUCUUUCGCUAUGACGGACGACAAGUUAACCAAGUUAAAACAAAAACGGGGGUGUAUAAAAACUAAAGUGACUAUUUUUAGUAAAUAUUUAAAGCAACUUGUGUCCGGCGGUCAGCCUAGCAAAUUACAAUUGUUAGACUUAGAAGGCCGUUUUAAAAAAUUCGAUGCCUUAUAUGCCCACUUCGAUAAUUUACAGUGCGAGAUCGAGAUGCUUUCGGACGACCCCUCCGUCUCGGAGUUGGAGCGCGAGGAGUUCGAAGCCGGGUACCACCCGCUGGUAGCCGAGGCGCGGCGCCUGCUGGGUGCGCAGCCCCAGGAUACUUCCGUGAUACAGCUCGAAGAUGCACAGAUUUUUGAAGUCUUUCAACACCUUCAGUACUUCAACCCGGGGAGCAUGUUGAGACAUGGCAAGACUCGCUGCGACGCGGCGCCGGCGACCGCGACGUCACGACCGACGUCACGACCGGCGGCACCAACGAGCGAACGGCGGUCGACGGCGACGACACUCGCCACCUCGGACUCCACCGGCAACGGACUACUCUUCUGAACUAGCCUUGACCCGAACUUUCAUUGCGAUUUAAGAAGGCGAUACAACCGGCCCUUUCAUACAGUCCACUU